AUAGCCUUGACUAGAUGGACCUUUGUUGGCAAAGUAAUGUCUCUGCUUUUGAAUAUGCUAUCUAGGUUGGUCAUAACUUCCAAGGAGUAAGCGUCUUUUAAUGUGUACUCUUACACAUUAGUAGGCUCUUAAUAUGUUUGCUAAAUACAUACUAGCUGCUGCUUUUUCCCAGAUCUCAUCAGACUUCCAUAGAGACCUUGAACCUGAUCCCUUCCAGAAAACCAAAGAAUGACUCUACAGGGAAAUGAUUGCAAAUCCAGAAAGCAGUUUUGCCUUACGGGUAAAAACAGAUUUCUUUUCCUCGUAGUUUACUUUGGCUUAGGCUAGUGCCUCGUUCAUGGCAGACGGCUACUGUUUGCAACUGUCGUUAUCAUGUUUUUCCUUCCUUAUCUUCCAGUAUACUCUCUUCCUGUUGUUAAUUCUUUCAGUUUACUAAUGAAACCCACUUUAUAAGCUGUUGCAUUUUUCUUCGUCCAUGAGAUCCAUCUUACUGUGCUCUGGGUCAUCUCCAUAGCUUUGGCUUCUGUUUACCCGGGAGUUAGUUGUUCACAGGAAAAGAGAGAGAUGGUGGACACAGGUUGAGGACUAACUUAAUGAUUUCCUUCAUUUGGCAGUAAGCCUUAAUUAAGAUCCCCGUUGCAUGUUGUUGGAUUUACUCUGUGACCUUCUGGAACACAGUCUUGACUUAACACUGGGUGGAUAUAAAAACAGUAAGCCAAGAAAUUUGUGUUUCUCUGCACUGUAGCUGUUUGUUUAGCUGUAGAAAAUUUAGUGGGUGGUCCAGGCUUCACCACUGGUAAGACCAGAGCUGAGUUGGAAACUGGUUGUUGAAGGAGAGCGGUAGCAAUACUUGCAUUUCUUCCAUUUUAUCACAGUCUAGAAAUUAGUUCAUUGGGCAGGUUGAUCUUGUAGUAAUUUGUAUUUUCAUUUUCUCUCCAUCAAGUCAUUUAGUUUAAAUCUUAGAGCUACGCUCAUUGAAAGCUCUUCCUGACCCAUGAAAUGAAUAACAAUAAUGAUUGUCCCUGGAAACAAAGGCUUUAUUUGGCUUACUUUUGGAGUGGAUACAGAGAAAAACUGUAAUGUUAUAGAGUAGAUUUUUAUUUACUUUUUGAUUAUUCAUUUGAGUGAUCAUAACCUCUAACUGGUAUUUGUUUCUGACUUUUGUCAAUGUGUUCCCCAUAUGGGAAGGCAAAAGACCUGAAGUUGGUGCAGUCAACAUAUAAAAUGUAAUAAACUGCCCCACUAAUUACCACUUUCAUUGCCACCUUUAAAGUGAGAGUUUGUUAACCGGAUCACUAGUACUCUGCAACCUAAAGCCUAAAAAUGGUUCACCUUUACCAUAAACACAUAAGCCAAAAAUCACUUGGAUGCAGCAUGACACAGUGGUUGGCUCAGAAGCGCUAACUAGGAUCUUGGUUUGGCUGCUCCUAAGCUAUGUGACCUUGGGUUUCAGGAACCUGAUCUUGGUUUGGCUGCUUCCAAGCUGUGUAACCUUCUGCUACAUAUGAUGAUUGCAGAGUUUCUUCAUCGGGGUUGUGAAACUAGAUAAUAUAUACAAAGAGCUUAGAACAGUAUCUCACCCUGUAGGGAAAGUAGGGGAGAAACAAUGAGAGGAAAGGGGACAAGACAGUGAGGGGUGGGGAAGAGGAGAAGGGAGAGAAUGUUAGAGAAACAGUGGAAGGAUCUCAAAUAUAAAAUGGCUGUUUUUUAGUUUUUCAUGAGAAGAGUUACACAGGCAUGCCCAUAUGAUUUGGACAAACUUUGGUGUACAUCAGCAAAAGAUUGGAGCUUACACUGAGCCAGAGGUUCUACAGGUAUGGAUCUCUGGCAGCUGCUGUUGACCUUGGCAGUGGCAGGCUCCAGUGAUGCUUUUUCUGGGAGUGAAGCCACACCAGCUUUCCUUGUCAGAGCAUCUCAGAGUCUGCAGAUACUAUAUCCAGUCCUAGAGACAAAUUCUUCUGGGAAUCCUAAAUUCACCAAGUGCCGUUCACCUGAACUGGAGACUUUCUCAUGUCACUGGACAGAUGGGGCUAAUCACAGUUUACAGAGCCCAGGAUCUGUACAGAUGUUCUAUAUCAGAAGGGACAUUCAAGAAUGGAAAGAAUGCCCCGAUUACGUCUCUGCUGGUGAAAACAGCUGUUACUUUAAUUCGUCUUAUACCUCCGUGUGGACCCCCUACUGCAUCAAGCUAACUAGCAAUGGCGGUAUUGUGGAUCAUAAGUGUUUCUCUGUUGAGGACAUAGUACAACCAGAUCCACCCGUGGGCCUCAACUGGACUCUACUGAACAUCAGUUUGACGGAGAUUCAUGCCGACAUCCUAGUGAAAUGGGAACCACCACCCAAUACAGAUGUUAAGAUGGGAUGGAUAAUCCUGGAGUAUGAACUGCACUAUAAAGAACUGAAUGAGACCCAGUGGAAAAUGAUGGACCCUUUAAUGGUAACAUCAGUUCCGAUGUACUCGUUGAGACUGGAUAAAGAGUAUGAAGUGCGUGUGAGAACCAGACAACGAAACACUGAAAAAUAUGGCAAGUUCAGUGAGGUGCUCCUGAUAACAUUUCCUCAGAUGAGCCCAUCUGCAUGUGAAGAAGAUUUCCAGUUUCCAUGGUUCCUAAUUAUUAUCUUUGGAAUACUUGGGCUAGCAGUGACAUUAUUUUUACUCAUAUUUUCUAAACAGCAAAGGAUUAAGAUGCUGAUUCUACCCCCAGUUCCAGUUCCAAAGAUUAAAGGAAUUGAUCCAGAUCUCCUCAAGGAAGGAAAAUUAGAAGAGGUGAAUACAAUCUUAGCCAUUCAUGACAACUAUAAACACGAAUUCUACAAUGAUGACUCUUGGGUUGAAUUUAUUGAACUAGAUAUUGAUGACCCUGAUGAAAAGACUGAAGGGUCAGACACAGACAGACUUCUGAGCAAUGACCAUGAAAAAUCACUCAAUAUCUUUGGGGCAAAGGAUGAUGACUCUGGGCGUACCAGCUGCUAUGAACCUGACAUUCUGGAGGCUGAUUUCCAUGUCAGUGACAUGUGCGAUGGUACCUCAGAGGUUGCUCAGCCACAAAGGUUAAAAGGGGAAGCAGAUAUCUCGUGCCUUGAUCAGAAGAAUCAAAAUAAUUCACCUUCUAAUGAUGCUGCCCCUGCUAGCCAGCAGCCCAGUGUUAUCCUAGUAGAGGAAAACAAACCAAGACCACUUCUCAUUGGUGGAACUGAGUCAACUCAUCAAGCUGUCCAUACACAGCUCAGCAAUCCAAGUUCAUUGGCAAACAUUGAUUUUUAUGCCCAGGUAAGCGACAUUACACCAGCAGGGAAUGUGGUCCUUUCCCCAGGCCAAAAGAAUAAGACUGGGAACCCCCAGUGUGACACGCACCCAGAAGUGGUCACACCCUGCCAAGCUAACUUCAUCGUGGACAACGCUUACUUCUGCGAGGUAGACGCCAAAAAGUACAUUGCCCUGGCCCCUCACGUCGAGGCUGAAUCACACGUAGAGCCAAGCUUUAACCAGGAAGACAUUUACAUCACCACAGAAAGCCUUACCACUACAGCCGGGAGGUCGGGGACAGCAGAACAUGUUCCAAGUUCUGAGAUACCUGUCCCAGAUUAUACCUCCAUUCACAUAGUACAGUCUCCACAGGGCCUCGUACUCAAUGCGACUGCCCUGCCCUUGCCUGACAAAGAGUUUCUCUCAUCAUGUGGCUAUGUGAGCACAGACCAACUGAACAAAAUCAUGCCAUAGCUUUUCUUUGAUUUCCCAUGAGCUACCCAUUGAAUGGCACAGGGUUGGCUGGGGCAUGAAUGCUUAAACCAAAACAAUGUUUAAACUUUUUUUGGGAGGGGGGGUGAGUUGAGGGUGGGGAAUAUGAAUUCUAAAUGCCUUUUCCAGAAAUGUUGAAACAUUAUAUUAAAAAAAGAAGAAGAAUCCUUAAUCAGAUAAAUAUUCCUGUUGUGAAUUGUAAAUACUUUAAAGAACUGUCUCAAAGACAGUUUAGUGGCAGUAAUUGUCUUGUUAUUGUGGGUGUUAAUUUUGUGCUACUAAGCAUUGAAUGGCUAUGUUUUUUAAUGUAUAGUUAAUCAUGCUUUUUGAAAAAGCGAAAAAUCAGGUGGCUUUUGCAGUUCAGGAAGAUUGCAAAUUAUAGCACAGGAUAAUUUUUUUUAAUAAUUGGGAACUAAAAUUAUAGGUAAGAAGACAAGAAAUAGUUUGGAUAUGUAAAACAUUUAUUUUGGCAUAAAAUGGAUAAAGAUAUUUUUAAUAAUUUACACUUUAAGCAUGGCUAUUUUAUAUUACACUGUAAAUGGUGUACUGUAGUUCAUGCCAACCCAUCUAAAGAAUGUAAUAACUGCAGUCUAAAGCUGGUUUAAUGCUUUGGUCAAUGCACCUGAAGAAAAACUAGUUUUUUACAAGGCCCUUUUUAUACCUCCUAAAACUCUUUAAGUGAUUCUGAAAUGAUUGUAGUUACCUGCAUUAUUGGAAAGUGCUCAUCUUAUCUGAAUUUGUAAACAAAUAUUUGUUAAUUUAGAAAACUUUUAAAUGUUUGCACAAGUCAACUUACCAUGAACCAAAAAAAACAAAACACACAUACAGAAGAAUAACAACAACAAAAAAACCUUUUCUUACCCAAGUUUUGGUUCACGUCAGAGGGCUACAUACUAAGAGAAGUAGAAAUUACAGCUUGUUCCUAUUGACCAGGAUGCUUAAUCACUGCAGUGCCCUGGAAAAAAAGUGUCUUAGUGCAUGCAUAUCAUAAGAGUCAAGCCUUAGAACUUCCACCGCAAUGUCUCGUAUUUCAUAUUUAUCUAAGGAAGGAAUAGGAACAAGAAGCAUUUUGUAAGUUGAAGCUGGUCAAAGUGAAGUUAACCAGAUCAUGGAAUAAAAGUUCAAGAAGUAGGUUUUUCUUUCAUAGCCUAUAGCCAGACACAUGCUCAUUGUUAGUGAUAAUGAGAAACAAACCAAAAAAAAAAAAAAAAAAAAAACCAAGAUUUUAAAUCCUGAAAGAUAACUCAAAAAUUUAUUUAAACCCAUAGCAGAAACUUUCUUCCUCACCACAUCUUUUAUAGGAUUUAUUUAGAGCAGUAAAAUGAGUUUCAUCAUUUUUUACCUCCUGAGUGAAUUGGCCUUAAAGCUGGUAGUUAGAAGAAAAUGAGGUCUGAGUAAUUUAUAAGUUAUUGUUCAAUCCCUGAAUAAAUUAAACAUCAUUCACAGGAGCAUUGGGAUUGCUCCGCAAAAGGUUUGUCAAAAAGAGAAGACUCAUCUCACUCAUGAAUGCUUCUCACUUUAAGUAUUUUUUUAAAGUUAAUAAAACUUUAAAGUUAGCUUUAACUUAAAAAGCAUAUUUGCCAUUUAGCUCAGACCUUUUUAGAAAAUAAGCUUAAUGGUUGGUAAUUUUAAAUUCCUUCUUUCUUGCAGGAAGGACAGUGAAAAACUAGAAUUGGGUGUUUAAAGUUCAAUAUGUUACUUGUAAUAAAUGUUCAAUAGGUUUUCUGCUAUCUUGCUGCUAUGGUUUUCUCUAAGAGCUACAUAAUUUAGUUUCAUAGACAAUUUCAUCUAUGUAGAACCUAAUUCAACUUAAAACUGUGUGUUUGGGGAAACUAUCUUACCAUUUCACAGUAGGCUGACAACAUUUCUAUAGCCAAAAAUAGCUAAAUACCUCAAUCGGUCUCCGAAUGUCAUUUUGGUACUUUGCUGGCCACACAAGCCAUUAUUCACUAGUAUGACUAGUUGUGUCCUGCAGUUUAUAUUUAACUUUCUUUAUGUCUGUGGAUUUUUUUCCUUCAAAGUUUAAUAAAUUUAUUUUCUUGGA
Messenger RNA from Bubalus bubalis (water buffalo), 5783 nucleotides. RefSeq names its product growth hormone receptor (gene GHR). Gene Ontology annotation, molecular function: cytokine receptor activity; protein binding. Lineage: Eukaryota; Metazoa; Chordata; Mammalia; Artiodactyla; Bovidae. Gene Ontology annotation, cellular component: external side of plasma membrane; membrane. The transcript has 10 exons. Gene Ontology annotation, biological process: cytokine-mediated signaling pathway. The coding region runs from base 1817 to 3721 and encodes 634 amino acids. The record is from RefSeq and is a predicted model, not a curated record.